AUGGUAAUCGUCACAGUGCGUGAUGAACUUGUUCAUCUUGUUGGUGGUAUCUCUUUCAUUAAGGAGAUUAUUAGAAAAGAUCAACGAAGGAAAAGCACUAGGACAGGAUGGGAUUGUGGCCACAUUCUACAAAAACCACAUCAACACACUAAUGCGGCAUUACAACAACCGCCAAAAUCAACAAAAACAAAUGCAAAUGUAACAUUCGAUGAAGAAAGCGAAUCAAUUUAUGCACAAUUAGAAGAAGGAAAAACCGAAAGAUACCUAGGCUUCAACUUCAACAAAAAAGGGAUUCAAUCGAAACUCGACCAAAUAACAGAAAAAAUUCUAGCUCAAUUUGCAUCAUGGAAAAAUGCAACAUCAACACUCAGAGCAACUAUUUUCGAACAAAUAUGGUACAGAAGAAACAAGAAAAAUCAUGAACAAUUCACAUACGAUUUAACAUAUGAAAGAAUACUCAAGAGAUUCAAGUUAAUCUGCGCAGCAGCAUGGGAAAGAGAAGUCAAAAAUAUUAAUAGAAUAUAUAAGAAACUUCAAAAUCAAGGUCCAGCUAACCAGCGACACCACACAAUGAAGAUAGUCAACAGGCUAGAGAAUCGUGUUAACCUUUGCACCAUUCUUAUUGAAGGGUUAUAUGCAUAA
Messenger RNA from Dictyostelium purpureum, 642 nucleotides. RefSeq lists its product as uncharacterized. The coding region runs from base 1 to 642 and encodes 213 amino acids. The transcript has 6 exons. NCBI's taxonomy places the organism in Eukaryota, Evosea, Eumycetozoa, Dictyosteliales, Dictyosteliaceae. The record is from RefSeq and is a predicted model, not a curated record.